AUGCCAACAUUCCUGGAUGGUCUUGACAAGGCCGCUAAUGGCACCAGUGCCAGCAUGAAAUUGAGUGGAGCCAAGAACAACGGUGGCACUGCAGCUUCCGAAUUUCCGGGUAAUGGUAUUCUCUUUAUAGAAAAAAUUAAAUCAUCACGUGCUACACCUGUUCCUUCAACACGUCGCACCUACAGCGAAGAGGACAUUAAUAACGCCAUGCACGAAGUACUUGCUGGUAGAUUGGGCACUCGCAAGGCUGCCGUUCAAUUCAAUGUGCCACGUUCCACGCUGCGUAACAAAAUGUACAAAUUGGCCACGGAGACCAAGCGACCGGGCUCUGACAGCGCCACAGAUAUACUACAACAAGAACUCGAAAAAGAUAUGUCCGGUGAUGAGGCGGACGAUGGCGGCGUAGAUAGUAAUGCCUCAACGCCACAGCCCGAGGAUGAGUUGCGACGCAUCAACACACCCACAAUGUUAAAGAAAAUUGCCGCUGCCAAUAACGGUGAGGUGGCGAUGGAUGUCACUGAUGAUCACCAGCGGCCACAUUUGUUGAACUCGCCGAAACCAGCUCACACCGAAUCCUCAAAACCUCAAACAAAUGAUAUACUAAAUUCAAAUGCCGAACUCUCAACACCACCACAGCCACAAAUACCCCAAAUCGAUACCACACUGCUGUUGCAGACCCUCUUGCUGUCCGAUAAAAAUCUACGUGAUCUCUUUAGUGCUUUGUUGCUGAAUUCCACCAUUAACUUGAAGGAUGUCCUGAUGGGUGCAACAACAGCGGCCACAACGGCUGCCACAGCUGUGGCGACGGCCGCUGCUGCUGCGGCGGCUGCCUCCGAGCCCAAUACAAAUAGUAACCUAAAUAAUGGUAAUCAACAACAGGACUACCGUCCACUAUUGCAGUUGCUGUUGCAGCAACAACAACAACAGCAGCAGCAAAAUUCAUUUACCCCUGGCCGUGCCCGUUUACCAAAGUCUGAUACACCUGAAACAAAUUCAUCUCUGGAUCCCAAUGAGUCGUGCGAUGAUCCCACCUCGGCGAUAUUGAAAAUUCCGUCCUAUACACCAGUGGCUGGAACUUCCUCGUCCAUGGGUCCCAGCAGUUCUAGGGGUUCGCCAGCUUUGCAUUGUCACAACAGCAACAACAGUAAUUCCAAUCGUAAUGGUGGUGGUGGCGACAGUCCGGGUCCCUUGAUGCUGGCAGCAGCAGUUAAUGCAGCCAAAAAUCAGUUGGGCGCCAAUAACAGUUUAUCCGUGACCCCACCACUGUUACAUGGCGCCGUUGAUAGCCAAACUACCCAGUCGCUGAGAAUGCGUGAUGUCAUUGCCAAUAGUAUACACCGCACGAUGAGCGAACAGGCCAACAAGGAAGCGCAUGCCGCAUCGCUUUUGGGUCUGGUGGCAGAGAGUGAGCGUAACAGCUCCUCCGGCAUGGAUUAUAAGAAACCCACCAUCUCGGUGGUGAAAAAUAUUGGCGGCACGGAUACAUCACGAUUUGGCACCGCACCCAACCUAUUGGCCAAUGCGGCCGUUCACAAUCACCAUCAUCAACAUCACCACAUGCACGCCCACCAUCUGCGCAGUCAGGAGGCAGCCGCCUUGGCUGCCGGCAAGGGGACACGACCCAAACGUGGCAAAUAUCGCAACUAUGACCGCGACAGCUUGGUUGAGGCUGUCAAGGCUGUGCAGCGGGGAGAAAUGUCGGUGCAUCGGGCUGGCAGUUACUACGGAGUUCCACAUUCAACACUAGAGUACAAGGUAAAAGAGCGUCAUCUGAUGAGGCCGCGAAAGCGUGAGCCCAAGCCACAGGCAGGCCUCGAUGGUGCCAGCAAUAGUUCAAAAUCGAAUGCCAACAUUCCGUCGGGCCUGGCUGGUCUUGACAAGCUAAAGGCCGGUAAUGGCACCAGUGCCAGCAUGAAAUUGAGUGGAGCCAAGAAUAACGGUGGCACUGGAGCAUCCGUAUUUCCAGGUAAUGCCGGUAACGGUAUGAAACUGCCGCUGUUUGAUCCCGCCUUAACACAUCUACCCUAUGCCUCUUCGAUGUUUUGGCAACAUCCACAGGCUGCCUUUGGCCAGCUGCAAAUGGAGUACAAUCGCAAUGCCACAGCAUCCGGCAGCGCUGCCUCGCCCACUGAGUCGGGCAGUGAAAUAUUGAAAUCACAUAUCCAGCGUUAUCAGGAACAGGCGGCAGCCGGUGGUGGUGGUAAUACAACAAAUUCCUCAAAUGGUCCCAGUCCGAUAUCAAGUCCUCCCAUACUAAGUGGCCAUGAUAUAAAUCGAGCGCGGGAACUGUAUGAGACAAAUGCGGCCAAUGGAGCCAACUUUUUGGAUGGCAUAAUACGGCACACGCUCGAUCGCAAGAGUAAUGAGGCAGGUGGCAGCAGUGCGAGUGGCGGCGGAGGAGGUGUGUUGUUGGAUCAGUUGUUAAUGAAGAAGACACCAUUGCCGUUUACCAAUAAUCGCGGAGGUGGUAUGGGUGACUACAACAGCCUCUCACGCUCCCCCACACACUUGGCCAAUAAACGUGGCGGUAGUCCUCUGUCAUUAAGGGCGUCAUCAAUAAAGCGAGAACGCACCGAUAGUGGUAGUGAUGAGGAUGAAACUUCUCAAAGUGGUGCCGAUGAAUAUGAGCGGGAAACCAAUAACAAUAAUAAUAACAACAACAGCAGUAGUUGUAGUAAAGGGGGUAGUUUGAAAACGCUGUUACAUCAAAGAGAUCGCCGCAUUGCUUCAAGAGAUUCCGCCUCCGAGACAGAUGCAAGUAGUUUGAAGAGUGAACAGCUGCAAAUGAACAACAACAACAGUCAUCAUAUGCAUCACAACAACAACAAUGGCAAUAACACGAACAACAACAACAGCAUGGUUGCCAGUGAUAUAAAUGGCGGCGGCGGCGGUGUGGCCAUCAAUGUUAAAAGCGAAAUUCCUACACUCGAAUCUGGCACCUCCAUACUCCAAGAGAAACUCUCCCAAAUUAAAUCGGAACAACAGGAGAACGAAGAGAAUUUAUAGAAUCAAUUAUCAUACGGUUGUGGUGUGGCGGAAGGUGUUGAUGU
Molecule: messenger RNA, 3050 nt
Organism: Musca vetustissima
Lineage: Eukaryota; Metazoa; Arthropoda; Insecta; Diptera; Muscidae
Gene: Eip93F
Product: mushroom body large-type Kenyon cell-specific protein 1
Exons: 2
Coding region: 1-3006 (1001 amino acids)
Biological process (GO): regulation of transcription by RNA polymerase II
Cellular component (GO): nucleus
Molecular function (GO): DNA binding
Source: RefSeq, a predicted model, not a curated record